Messenger RNA from Ramularia collo-cygni, 543 nucleotides. RefSeq lists its product as uncharacterized. Bases 1 to 543 code for a protein of 180 amino acids. The record is from RefSeq and is a predicted model, not a curated record. The transcript has a single exon. NCBI's taxonomy places the organism in Eukaryota, Fungi, Ascomycota, Dothideomycetes, Mycosphaerellales, Mycosphaerellaceae.
AUGCCACCACCAUACCCCCUUCCCGCGCGCACCACAAUCCCUCUAGUGACCGCCGCAGCUACCGCCCUACAAAUCCGCCCCGACGGCCAAGGAGCCUUCUUCAUGCUCUGCUGGCGCUUCAUCAACAGCCACCCGCACCUCAACAUCCCCUGGCUCCAAUACGAAAUCCACCCCAACAUGUCCAAAAUCCCCCGCAGUCUCGCGGCGCUCAUCGGACAUUUUCUUCAAAAAUGGGGAGCCUGGAUUUGGCCUGAUAUAGGACGCGAUCACCUCACGACGACGGGGGAUUCGCUGUACUACUCCCGCGAUGGACAAGCUACAUUACAAUGUAUCUUGGAUUGGAAUGUUGCGUUUCCGGAGGAUGUUUUGGGGGUUCCGCCAAUUGAGGAACAAGUUGGAUUUUCGACGCUGGGAAAGGCUUGUGUGGGGUAUUUUGUGGGGAUUAUUCAUUUGUCGUUGGAUAAUGAACAGCAUUUGUUGGCGAGGGGGUUUCCGAAUGAGCAUAUGCUUUGGUUGGAGAUUGCGAAUGCUCGGGCGGGUUGA